AUGGUGCAUGCUUCUACAGCGAAGUCGAUUGAGCUCGCCGACAGCCGCUUCUCGCGCUCGCUCUGCCACCAGAGGCAGGGCCUCCAGCCGACGGGCAGGCGGGCAGACACCGAAGUGCGGCCGUGGGUGCUCCAUGCGCUGCUGCAGCGGUCUGGCGGGAGGCAGCGCGAGGAGCCGGCCUCGCGGAACACGCUGCUGCAGUGCUUCCAGCAGUUCAAGCACGCCACGGAGAAGGACUUCGUGCAGAUGCUCGAGGUGACUCCGAUGUCGCCCGUCCACCCGGGCUUCAAGAAGCUCCGGUGCCGGCACGACGCGCAGGGCGGCGUUCGCAUCCUCGGGCACGGAUACUUUUAG
This is a messenger RNA of Prorocentrum cordatum, 354 nucleotides long. Lineage: Eukaryota; Dinophyceae; Prorocentrales; Prorocentraceae. The record is from the annotation of a GenBank genome assembly.